Molecule: messenger RNA, 1620 nt
Organism: Lolium perenne
Lineage: Eukaryota; Viridiplantae; Streptophyta; Magnoliopsida; Poales; Poaceae
Source: RefSeq, a predicted model, not a curated record
AUGGAUAAGCUCAACUCCAACCUCGAGUAUUUUGGAGAAGCUCUUGAGAUUUGUAAUGAACAAGGGCUGACACCUUUGAUGACCUUCUCUCACAACUACUCCAAGGAAGUGAUAUGCCAAUUCUAUGCCACAGCUGUUUUCCUUGAGGAUGAAGGAGGCUUUCGCUCAUUGAAAUGGAUGACUAGGGAGCAUGUGAUGGAGGCCACGUGGGAGGAGUUUGCUAGAGGCAUUGGAUAUGAGCUUCAUGGCUAUGACACCAACGUCUUCCAGAUCCACCUACAGCCCAAGCCAAUGGCCAAAGAGAAGAUGGCCAACCUCUACAUUCCCGGAAGGAUGUUGUGUGGAAGUGCUUACCACCUCCUCCCCGUCUACGACAUCAUGAAUCGCAUGUACCGCCGAACCAUCAACCCCAAGCACACUAACCAGGAUGAAGUGCACGGGUUUCGUGUAAACCUUCUUGUGAGCACUCAUGAGAUGAGGGGCCGCGAUGGUGAUUACAUCAAGAUAAAACGUAGCUUGUUGGCCAUCUUCAUAGUCUUCCCCGUCAUGGUGUUGGCCCUCACCAUCGCAAUCAUCAAAUACCUGAUGCCCAAGAGCAGAUCAGCUGACGAUACUGUCGGCUCGGCUUACGAUAGCAAGGUGCACAGCGGGGAGGUGAUCAACCGGUGGUCGGGCCUGUACAGGUUUACCAAGACCGAGAUCGAGCGGGCUAUGGACUACGCCAACACCCGAAUCUACCUCGGCUCCGGCAGCGCGGGGCAGGUGUACCAGGGGGUGCUGCCCAGCGGCCAGCUCGUGGCAAUCAAGCACAUCCACCACACGGCCAUGUCCGGGUCCUUCACCAGGGAGGCCGACGGGCUGUCCAAGGUGAGGCACCCAAACCUCGUCUGCCUCUUCGGCUACUGCGACGACGGGAGCGACCAGUACCUGGUCUACGAGUACUGCGCCAACGGCAACCUAGCCCAGAAUCUACUCCGAGGUGACGCUGUUCUCUCAUGGCCAACAAGAGUGAAGAUCCUCAGGGAUUGUGCCUCUGUCCUCAGGUUUCUUCACACACACUCUGAUGGAUGCAUUGUACAUAGAGACAUUAAGCUUAGCAACAUCUUGCUGACGGAGGACAUGGAGCCUAAGCUGUCUGAUUUCGGGCUCGCAAAAAUGCUGCAGAUGGAGGAGACCAAGGUGUUCACAGAUGUCAGGGGAACCAUUGGUUACAUGGAUCCUGAGUACAUCACGCACUCCAAGCUUACUUGUGCCAGCGAUAUCUACAGCUUUGGUGUGGUGGUCUUGCAACUUCUCUCGGGAAAGAAGGUCAUAGAACUUGACAUUGUUGCACGCGAUUCUCUUACCAAGAAGGCAAGAGAUGUUGUAAGUGGGAAAAAACCGUUGGAUGAAUUUAUAGACUCGCGCGUGCGAGAUGAGGUUAAUAUCGAAGAUUUUGUCUUGAUACUGAAGAUCGCAGUCCUCUGUGUGGCACAUUCUAGCGUAGGGCGUCCGACAAUAAAGGAUGUGUACGAGGAGAUGGACAAAGCAUGGAGAAAUACAAACGCAAAGGCUGCUCGGUCAACCAAGAAGAUAGAUUCAUCAAAUACAUCAGAAUAUGCAAAGAUGAUAGAUGUGUAG